GGAAUUCCGCGUCAUCUAAACAGCUACGCUACCCCGCGGUUUUGCCUUUUUUCUCUUGUUGACGAUGUGUGGGCGAUAAUGAGCAAUAUAGAACCUGUUUCGGGUGGCUUUUUAAGUGGACAAACUUAAUUAAAGGUUACAAAAAGCGUUGGUUUCUAAUUCAAGAUAAUUUACUGAGUUACUAUAGAGAGCCAAAUGCAGUGGGAAGGCAUUGUCGUGGAACUUUUGAUUUGUCUAAUGCACAUAUAUGUGCACCGAAUCUCAAACUUCAUUCAUUCUUAUUGAAAGUUCGGGCAGGAAACACCAUUUGAAAGCUCUAACAGAAGAAGACAAAGAAAAAUGGGUUUCUGCACUCAUAGAUCUUAUUUCUAGAUCCCAAAGCGUUCAGACAGAACUUGAAUCUGAUUACUCAGCGUUCAAUGUACCUCGAUCAGAAAGUGGAAACAAUCGUUCCCGAAAUUCCUUCAGAUUUAAUCUCAAGGGUAGAUCAAAACUCGAUCUUAAAACAACUAGUUCACCAGCUCUACCUCAACCAAAUAACACUCAGUCUGCAUUACAAAACAACUGUGAAUGUCCUAACCAAUCGUGUUCAAAUGAUCAUUUAGGCAAUUCAAGUUGUUUUGGUGAAAAGUUGAGAAGAGUAAAAGUCAAGCGUAAUGCAUCACGAACUAGCUGCAAAUCUCCAUUAGGCAUUCAAGCACAACAACAGUCACUUUCCCUACCAGUUUAUGGACAAGAUCAUAUAUCUAGUGAACAUAAUGUAAAAUAUGACACAGUGAGACGUUUGUCUCGUCAAAAUAUUCUUACAGUAGAGGAGAGCAGCCGUCUGGAGAUUAUGGAAUCUCUGAAGAAACGUCUACAGGAUCAUAUUAAUAAUAUAUAUUCGCAAGUUAAUAAUAUCGAGACAAUGCUGACAUCUGUCUCAAGUGAUUUAUGCAUUUCGUUGCAUCAGUCAAGUUCUUCCCCAUUAAAUUUAGAUGAACGCUUCUCUACCUCAGAUCUAGAAAGACGAACUACAUCUCUUAAAUUGGCCUUACUGGAGCAUCGUAAUGAUGCAAAAGAAUUUUAUGAGACAUGUAUUGAAGCUCUACAAUAUCUAACUGGAGCCUAUGCUAGAUUUAAUCGUCAACUAGUUUUAGAACAAGAACGUUGUAUAACACUGGAGAGGACUGUUGAACAGUUAGCUAAAGAAUUACGCAAUUUAGAAAUUCAAUUAAGUGCACAUCUACCGGCUAUGGUUCAAGGGAAGAGCAUAAAUGGAGUUAAAUGCACACCUGCUGCAACUCCACAAAGCCUACAUUCAUCUGAAAGAAUCCUUGAUGAAGAAGGUGAUGAAUUCUUCGAUGCAACAUCUGUACUUGAUGCAAAACAAAAUGAUUCUCCAGUAUCUUUAGUCGACAACUAUCGUGAUCGUGAUCACCGUGAUCGUCAUCCUCAUCCAUCUCGUCAUUCUCGUCAAUUGCAUUCACCAGGAACUUUUACAAAUACCUCGCAUAGUUUAUCAAUGCCAAAUAGUAGUGAAGUAUUUCAAGCCUCUUCAGCUAGCUUGAACAGUCUAGUGAAUGUUGUUGACGAGUCAUCGAUAUCGGGUAGUGAUUUCGAUCUACCAAAUGGUUUUAUGAAUAGACCUAUUCGUGUGAAUAGUGAUCUUGAUAGUGGUGGAGGAGGCAAUGAUUCUUUACAGUCUGAUGAUUGUCUUAACCUAUGUAAUAAAAGCCUGUCGAUUCAUCAACGUAAUCAAACACUGAAACGUGUCAAUCCCAAUGAAGGUGUAGUAGUCCGUAAACGUCGAAGUGCUAUACCUGUUUCACCAAAAAUUGCUUUAAAUUUAUGGGGUAUUAUUAAAAAUGCUAUUGGUAAAGAUUUGACAAAAAUUCCUAUUCCGGUUAACUUCAAUGAACCCUUAUCAUUCCUUCAGAGAGCUGUUGAAGACUUCACGUAUUCCUAUCUACUAGAUCGUGCUUCACAGACAUCGGAUCCUGUAGAACAAAUAGCAUAUGUUGCAGCUUUUUCUGUUAGUUGUUACAGUUCAACAGCUUAUCGAACUGGUAAACCGUUUAAUUCACUACUCGGUGAAACUUAUGAAUGUGAUCGUACUGAUGAUUUGGGUUGGCGUUGCAUUUUAGAACAAGUUAGUCAUCAUCCACCUGGAUGUAGUCAACACUGUGAAUCUCUUCGAUAUCAAUGGAAAAUUUGGCAAGAUUAUUUUUUAUCUACAAAAUUUCGUGGGAAAUAUUUAUCUAUCACACCUAAAGAAGGAACAGGUAAAACUAAUCUUCAAUUCGCGGAUGGUUCUCAUUAUACAUGGACAAAAGUCACUACAUUUGUGCAUAAUUUAAUUGUUGGUACAUUAUGGAUUGAUAAUUGUGGUGACUUGAUUAUACAAAAUCAUAAAAAUGGUUAUACAUGUAAUCUACAAUUUAUAGCACAUUCCUUUUUUAAUAGAGGACAGUCAAGACGAGUUACAGGUUUUGUAAAAAAUCCCUCCGAUAUACCAGUUGCAAUAGUUCAAGGGACAUGGGAUGAUCAUAUCGAAUAUCAACCUUUGUCAACUGAUAAAGUCCCUAUUGGUGAACCGAAAUUGUUAUGGAGAUGUAAUCCACUACCUCCGAAUGCAUCAGAUAUGUAUCAUUUCUCACAAUUCGCUAUUGAAUUAAAUGAAAUGGAAGAGGGUGUUGCACCGACAGAUUCAAGAUUUAGACCUGAUCAACGUCUUAUGGAAGAAGGAUUAUGGGAUCAAGCAAAUGAUGAGAAACGUCGUUUAGAAGUUAAACAACGGAAUAAACGACACGCUUGGGAAAAAGCAGUUCGAGAAGGUCUAACCAAUGAACCACUAUUCACACCGAUUUGGUUUGCUCCAAAAUACGAUUCCAAUGGUAAUUUAUAUCAUGUCUACCUGGACAAUUAUUGGCAAGCUAAAGAAAAACAAGAUUGGUCGAAAUGUCCUGAUAUUUAUUAAGAAUAAAUAAAUAAAAUCACAAUAUUUUCUCACAAUGCAAACUAACUCACUCAUCAGUGAGUUAGUCAGUUACCUUCUCAAUUGUCUUUAUAAUUUAUUGACACAAGCAGUAUUGAAUUCAGCAUUCCACGACUUCACUUUCUUCCAUCUUGAUGUCAAUAGUGAAGCAUGAUUGUCGUCUCUUCCCUGAUCUUUGUACUCUUCCUCUUUCCGUUUUAUUCAACUGUCUAUUGUUUGUAUACAUCCGAACACACACACACACACUCCCUUGUUGAUUGUUGCCUUUCCCUUUCUGACAUGUCUGGCUUUCGUCUUCUUCUUUGUCCUUUCCGACCCACCACCACCCCCGCCCUCCGUCUUUGACUCCUUCUUUUUGAAUACACUUUUGACCUAUGCGUUAGUUCCACACCCUUUCAGUCGUCCCAUCCCUCGCCCAUUUCCACUUCGUUCAUUUAUUGGUCUGUAAUGUUUGUGUAAAGCGAAAACAAGACUAUUUUUCACCAGGGCUUUCAUCUCACAGGCAAAACAAAAAAAACCCAGAAUAGAACAGAACAGAGCAGAACAAAACUUUCAAAUGAGUUGACAUACAUAUAAAAAUGUAUUUUGUAUUCGUUAACACAAAUGUCAUUCAUUUAAUGGACUCAUUAUUAUUAGUAGUAGUAGUGGGGUAGUGUGCUUUAGCUGUGGUUCCAUCCCACCAACUAUGACAUAAACACACACAGAUAUACAUGUAUACAUACACAGUUACACACAAAACUUUUUUUCAAAAAAUCCAAGCAAACAAACAAAUUCUGUUUUUUUUUCUUUUUCGUUUGUUUUUAUCAACAACCAGAUCCUACUAUCAUAUUUAUGUUAGUAGUAUAUAUUUUUGUAUUAGUUAGCGUGUAGAAUGAACUUUUAAUUUAUUUACUUCACCCCACCCCGCCACUCACCCACACACACACACCACCACGACUUUUUUAAGUAAAGAUCAGUUUUUAUUAUUAUUAUUUUUUUUCUGUUUGUAUUGUGUAAUAGCCGUGGAAGGAAUUGUUGCUAACAUACACCCACACACAGAGAGAAAGACAGGUGGUUGGUUUGUGUGUAUGUGCCUGUGUAAACCUUGAAAGAUGAUGACGUCAUACAGACUUUCAUUCUCUGCUCUCUAUUAAUACAUGUAUAUUUUCACUUUCAUAUAUAUAUAUAUAUAUAUAUAUAUGUUCACACCCACUGAUGGUGGUUUAAGAAGCCGCCGAAUAGACGGAGAGAGCAGCCUACAACAAACAACCUUUGAAGUAGUCUUCAUCAACUUUUACCGGCGCGCCUCUAUGUUCUUUCGUGAUAUCUUCAAACGAAUGAAUGGAUGGAUAGAUGGGAAAGGAGAGGAUUUGUGUGUACAGUUCUAGUGGUGAAUACUGUGUGAAGGAGGCUUGUAACAACAGCAUCCUUCUGACUUUUAAACUGUUUUAUUUUUUUAAAUGUUUUUUUUCUUUUGUUUGUAAAAUAACUUUUCAUUUUACGCGGAAUACAAAAAAAAAUAUCUCAGAAGAAUAAAAUUUAUUCCCUUAUCUCUACAGUUGUUUGUUUUUGUUUUUUAAACUUGUAUAUUUUUUUGUUCAUAAUUUUAAACAAAACUGUUCAAUGUUUCAAUAGACAAAUAGACAGAGAAUAAAGUUUGCCUGCUCAAAAAAACAAGAGCAUAGAUUUGUGUGUAUGCAUGUAUAUAUAUAUACAUGUGGUUAUAGAUAAAUAUUCAAAAUUUUAGACUGAAUGUUAGACAAAAUAUGGCGCUUCAUACGAUGUACUCACAGACACACACACACGUACAUACACAAACAAUGACUCACAUACUGUUUUAUUUCAUGGUAUUGUUUGUGGCUUGUCUACUCUUGUUGACACUUUCAUUAUUGUCUUUCUCUUGACUGUUUGUUAACGUGUGUGAGGGAGAGAGGCAGUGAGUUGUGCGUAGCAGCGCGCUAUUUUGUUUUAUUUAGCCUUUUAACUAAUAACAACAAGAAAAACAGCAAAAAUGAAUAUGGACUAGUAAACUUUCUGUGUCAAAGUUCAUUAUUUAUAUAUUUUUUUCAUUUUAUACUCGUGAUCUGAGUUAUUUGAACACUUCUCGUGUGUUCUGUCUUGUUUUACCGUUUGCUUGCCUAAUUUCUAACUACUUUUUCUUUGGAACUAUUUUUGUUAAAUCACAGAAAAGUUGGGAAGUGAAUAUUAAUUUCUCAUAAAAAUACAACACUGACAACUAACUGGA
Trichobilharzia regenti is the source of this 5201-nucleotide messenger RNA. Lineage: Eukaryota; Metazoa; Platyhelminthes; Trematoda; Strigeidida; Schistosomatidae. The record is from the annotation of a GenBank genome assembly.